CAUCUCUAUUAUAUCCACAAACAAUUCUCAUUGUAUCCCAUUCAUAUAGACCUCAAGAUUCUGAAAGAGAGAGAAAAGCUUCGGGCCCAUUUCCAUGGCGGACGGAGAGUGCAAAACCGGCAACAAUGCCAAAAAAGUUAAUCUUCUGGUGGUUACAUACCCAGCUCAAGGUCACAUAAAUCCCCUUUUACAAUUCUCCAAACGUCUCCAUCACAAGGGCGCCGCCGUGACCUUCGUCGUCACCAAAUUCCUUUUCAACAACCAACCCAACUCCGACCACCCUCCGCCGUUCCCCGUCGAGACCAUCUCCGACGGCCACGACGCCGGAGGAUUUCUCUCCGCCGUUUCCAUCUCCGACUACCACGACCGCCUCAAGCACGACGGGUCACAGACUCUCCGGGAUCUGAUACGGCGGAAGGAGAACGCCGGCCGCCGCUUCGACGCCGUGGUGUACGACGGAUUUAUGCCGUGGGUUUUGGAUGUGGGGAAGGAAUUUGGGCUGAGGACGGUGGCGUAUUUCACACAGUCCUGUGCUGUGAAUAACAUUUAUUACCAUGUUUACAGGGGAGAAAUUAAGGCGCCGGUGGUGGCGGCCGAGGAGGAGAUUCGGAUCGCCGGAAUGCCGCCGCUGACGAUGGCCGAUAUGCCGUCGCUUGUCCAGGUUGGGAACCCAUAUCCGGUAUUCUCCGAUCUGGUGAUUAAUCAGUUUGGAAACGUGGAGGAAGCCGAUUGGUUAAUCUGCAACAGUUUCUACGAACUAGAACACCAGGUGCUAGAAGGGAUGGAGAAUAAAUGGAACAUGAAGCCGAUCGGACCAAACAUACCAUCGUUCUACACUGAUAAACGAAUAGACAAUGAUAGAGACUACGGGUUCAACCUUUUCAAAAUGAACAAUGAGGUUUGCCAAAAAUGGCUAGACGCCCGUCCAAAAGCGGCAGUAGUUUUUGUAGCGUUCGGGAGCUAUGCAGCUUUGAGCGUCGAGCAAAUGGAGGAAUUGGCUUGGGGUUUGACACAAACCAAUUUCUUUUUCUUGUGGGUGGUAAGGGAGACAGAGGCGGCGAAGAUUCCGGCGAAAUUUGCAGAGGCGAUGGCAGACAGAGGGCUAUUGGUCCCUUGGUGCCGUCAAUUGGAUGUUUUAUCACACGAAUCGAUCGGUUGCUUUGUGACGCACUGUGGCUGGAACUCGACGCUGGAGGCUCUGACCAUCGGCGUUCCCAUGGUGGCGAUGCCGCAGUGGACAGAUCAAACCACCAAUGCCAAGUUUGUAACGGACAUUUGGAAGACCGGAGUUAGGGCUCCGCUCGACGAUGCCGGAAUAGUGCGGCGGACAACGGUUGCAGAUUGCAUCUUGAAGGUCAUGGAUGACGACGGAGGAACGGAGAUUCGGAAAAAUGCCGCUAAAUGGGAAGAGUUAGCGAAACGGGCGGUGGAUCGCGACGGAAGUUCCGAUCGUACUGUUGAUGAGAUUCUUGCCCAAUUGGUUUCUGUUUAAAUAUAUAUAUAUAUAUAUAUAUAUAUAUUAUUUU
This is a messenger RNA of Cucurbita maxima (winter squash), 1526 nucleotides long. RefSeq names its product UDP-glycosyltransferase 74G1-like. The transcript is spliced from 3 exons. Bases 95 to 1492 code for a protein of 465 amino acids. Lineage: Eukaryota; Viridiplantae; Streptophyta; Magnoliopsida; Cucurbitales; Cucurbitaceae. The record is from RefSeq and is a predicted model, not a curated record. Gene Ontology annotation, molecular function: UDP-glycosyltransferase activity.